Molecule: messenger RNA, 8481 nt
Organism: Mustela lutreola (European mink)
Lineage: Eukaryota; Metazoa; Chordata; Mammalia; Carnivora; Mustelidae
Gene: MED12L
Product: mediator complex subunit 12L
Exons: 46
Coding region: 367-6939 (2190 amino acids)
Biological process (GO): regulation of transcription by RNA polymerase II
Cellular component (GO): mediator complex
Molecular function (GO): beta-catenin binding; transcription coactivator activity
Source: RefSeq, a predicted model, not a curated record
CUCGCGCUCGCGGGCCGUGGGGGCGAGAACGCCGGCGGCGGCGAGCCGGCGUCGCCCGCCGCCCCCAGACAGUGGCAAACUUCGCGGUGUCCCCGGAGCUCGCCUGGACGAGACUGAUACCUCACAAAUAAAAUCCAAUCCAAUCCCCCCACCCCCCCAUCCCAGCCUGAAUCAUGGAGGCUGUGGCCGCCCGAGUGCCGCCGCCGCCGCCGGCCCCUACCCAUUAGCCCGGGACCAACAGCGCCACAGUGAGCGAGCGAGGAGGGGGAGAGAGGGAGUCUGUCUGCAAAGUGCUGCUCCCUGGUGCUCAGAGGCGGCUGCUCCAGCUCCAACUCUCAUUCAUUUCGCCGGUUAACAUGAGAGAUCAUGGCCGCCUUCGGGCUUCUCAGCUAUGAGCAGAGACCGCUGAAACGCCCCCGGCUCGGGCCGCCCGACGUCUACCCGCAGGACCCCAAGCAGAAGGAGGAUGAACUUACUGCUGUGAAUGUAAAGCAAGGCUUCAACAAUCAACCAGCCUUUACUGGAGAUGAACAUGGCUCAGCCAGAAAUAUUGUAAUUAACCCAUCAAAGAUUGGAGCUUAUUUCAGCAGUAUAUUAGCUGAGAAACUAAAGCUUAACACUUUCCAGGACACCGGAAAGAAGAAACCACAAGUUAAUGCUAAAGAUAAUUAUUGGCUGGUUACUGCUCGAUCCCAGAGUGCAAUUCAUAGUUGGUUCUCUGACUUAGCAGGAAAUAAACCACUUGCUAUUUUGGCAAAAAAGGUUCCAAUCCUUAGUAAAAAAGAAGAUGUUUUUGCAUAUUUAGCUAAAUAUUCAGUGCCAAUGGUUCGAGCAACGUGGCUGAUCAAGAUGACCUGUGCCUAUUAUUCUGCUAUUUCUGAAGCUAAAAUUAAGAAACGUCAGGCUACUGAUCCUAAUUUGGAGUGGACACAAAUAUCUACCAGAUAUCUUCGAGAGCAGUUGGCCAAGAUUUCUGACUUCUACCACAUGGCUUCCAGUGCGGGGGAUGGUUCUGUCCCCGUGCCACCGGACGUGGAGCAGGCCAUGAAGCAGUGGGAGUACAAUGAAAAGCUGGCGUUUCACAUGUUCCAGGAAGGAAUGCUAGAGAAACAUGAAUAUUUGACAUGGAUCUUGGAUGUUUUAGAAAAGAUCAGACCAAUGGAUGAUGAUCUUCUUAAACUCUUGCUGCCACUAAUGCUGCAGUAUUCGGACGAGUUUGUUCAGUCGGCUUACCUGUCUCGUCGUCUUGCCUACUUUUGUGCCCGGCGUCUUGCCUUGCUGCUGAGCGAUAGCCCCAGCCUCCUUGCUGCCCACUCGCCCCACAUGAUGAUAGGACCAAACAGCUCAAGCAUCGGGGCCCCCAGCCCUGGCCCCCCCGGCCCUGUCAUGAGCCCUGUGCAGCUGGCCUUCUCAGACUUCCUGUCCUGUGCGCAGCAUGGCCCCCUGGUUUAUGGACUUAGUUGUAUGCUGCAGACUGUCACUCUCUGUUGCCCAAGUGCCUUGGUGUGGAAUUAUUCCACAAACGACAAUAAGAGCGCGAACCCAGGCUCGCCCCUGGAUCUGCUGCAGGUGGCCCCUUCCAGCCUCCCCAUGCCUGGUGGGAACACCGCUUUCAAUCAGCAGGUUCGGGCAAGGAUUUACGAGGUGGAACAGCAGAUCAAACAAAGAGGCCGUGCGGUGGAAGUUCGGUGGUCUUUUGACAAGUGCCAAGAGUCAACAGCAGGGGUUACCAUUAGUCGGGUUUUGCACACGUUGGAAGUGUUGGAUCGACAUUGUUUUGAUCGGACUGAUUCCAGCAAUUCCAUGGAGACGCUUUAUCAUAAGAUUUUCUGGGCAAACCAAAACAAAGAUAACCAAGAGGUCGCCCCCAAUGAUGAAGCCGUGGUGACCCUGCUGUGUGAGUGGGCAGUGAGCUGCAAGCGGUCGGGCAAGCACAGGGCCAUAGCUGUGGCGAAGCUCCUGGAGAAGAGGCAGGCGGAAAUUGAGGCAGAGAGAUGUGGUGAAUCAGAGGUAUUGGAUGAGAAAGAAUCCAUUUCUUCAGCCUCUCUUGCUGGAUCUAGUUUGCCUGUUUUCCAGAAUGUUCUAUUAAGAUUUUUAGAUACACAGGCCCCCUCAUUAUCGGAUCCAAAUAGUGAAUGUGAAAAGGUAGAAUUUGUGAAUCUGGUGCUGCUCUUCUGUGAGUUCAUCCGACACGAUGUCUUCUCUCAUGAUGCAUACAUGUGCACCCUCAUAUCUCGAGGAGACUUGUCAGUCACCGCCUCGACCCGACCACGGUCGCCAGCAGGAGAGAAUGUGGAUGACCACUACCCAAAGGACCAUGACAUGAAAAUGGAGGAACAGACUAUAAUGGCGCAUAUGGGCCUUGACUCAGGAACUACUAAUAUUUUUGAUGAAGUAGACAAGAAUGACUUUAAAACUGACUUUGGUUCGGAAUUUCCAAUUUUUUCUCCCAUGCCUGGAGAAUCCUGUGAGAAUGCCAACUCUUCCUUGGGCAGAAGAAUGUCGGUUAAUGGUGAGAAGUUGCUUAAGAGAGAAAAACCCAGGGAGCUAAUUUUUCCGUCUAAUUAUGACCUCCUGCGACACCUGCAGUAUGCAACACAUUUCCCCAUACCUCUGGAUGAAUCUUCAAGUCAUGAAUGUAACCAGCGCACAAUCCUUCUUUAUGGAGUGGGCAAGGAGCGUGACGAAGCGAGGCAUCAGUUGAAGAAGAUUACCAAAGACAUUUUGAAAAUCCUAAAUAAGAAGAGCACCACAGAGACAGGGGUUGGAGAUGAAGGACCAAAAGCCAGGAAGAACAAACAGGAAGCAUUUCCGACCCUGGAGACUGUGUUCACAAAACUUCAGCUCCUUUCAUAUUUUGAUCAGCAUCAAGUGACGUCUCAGAUCUCUAACAAUGUGCUGGAACAAAUCACGAGCUUUGCUUCAGGAACUUCCUAUCAUCUUCCUUUGGCACACCAUAUUCAGCUUAUCUUUGAUCUUAUGGAGCCAGCGCUGAACAUCAAUGGACUGAUUGACUUCGCAAUACAGCUGCUUAAUGAACUGAGUGUUGUGGAAGCCGAACUGCUCCUGAAAUCCUCCAGCCUGGCAGGAAGUUACACAACGGGACUGUGCGUGUGCAUCGUGGCUGUUCUCAGGCGAUACCACAGCUGUCUCAUCCUGAAUCCUGAUCAGACAGCCCAGGUGUUUGAAGGGUUAUGUGGUGUGGUAAAGCAUGUUGUGAACCCCUCAGAAUGUUCCUCCCCCGAGAGAUGCAUCUUAGCCUACCUCUAUGAUCUCUAUGUGUCAUGUAGCCACCUCAGAAGCAAAUUUGGAGACCUCUUCAGUAGUGCCUGUUCAAAAGUUAAACAAACCAUAUAUAAUAAUGUGAUGCCUGCGAAUUCUAACUUGCGAUGGGAUCCAGACUUCAUGAUGGAUUUUAUUGAGAAUCCUUCAGCUCGUAGCAUCAAUUACUCAAUGCUCGGCAAGAUCCUUAGUGACAAUGCGGCCAAUCGCUACAGCUUCGUCUGUAAUACGCUCAUGAAUGUGUGUAUGGGCCAUCAGGAUGCAGGAAGGAUUAAUGACAUUGCCAAUUUCUCCUCCGAGCUGACUGCUUGCUGCACUGUUCUUAGUUCAGAAUGGCUGGGAGUUCUGAAGGCUCUUUGUUGUUCUUCAAAUCAUGUGUGGGGGUUUAAUGAUGUACUUUGCACUGUAGAUGUGAGUGACCUUUCAUUCCAUGAUUCAUUAGCUACUUUCAUUGCUAUUCUGAUAGCACGACAGUGUUUCUCCCUGGAGGACGUCGUGCAGCACGUGGCACUUCCCUCUCUCCUAGCAGCAGCUUGUGGAGAUGCAGAUGCUGAGCCUGGGGCAAGGAUGACAUGCCGACUCCUGCUUCAUCUCUUCCGAGCUCCCCAGGCCUGCUUAUUACCUCAAGCAACUGGCAAACCUUUCCCUGGAAUAAGAUCAUCUUGUGAUAGACACCUCUUAGCUGCUGCCCACAACAGCAUUGAAGUGGGAGCCGUGUUUGCUGUCUUAAAGGCAAUUAUGAUGCUUGGAGAUGCCAAAAUUGGCAAUAACAAUGUCAGCUCUUUAAAGAAUGAUGACUUCACCAUGAGGGGUUUACGACGUGAUGGGAAUACUGAUGAUAUCUGGACUGCCUCACAAAAUCCAAAAUCCUGUGGGAAAAGCAUUUCCAUAGAAACUGCCAAUUUAAGAGAAUAUGCCAGAUAUGUACUGAGGACUAUCUGUCAACAGGAAUGGGUAGGAGAACAUUGCUUAAAAGAACCUGAAAGGUUAUGCACAGACAAAGAGCUUAUUUUGGACCCCGUGCUUUCAAAUAUGCAAGCACAGAAAUUACUGCAGCUUAUCUGUUAUCCUCAUGGUAUUAAAGAAUGUACUGAGGGCGACAACUUGCAAAGACAGCACAUUAAGCGUAUUCUUCAGAAUCUUGAGCAGUGGACGUUAAGGCAGUCCUGGCUAGAACUUCAGUUAAUGAUCAAACAGUGCUUGAAGGACCCUGGCUCUGGUUCUGUGGCUGAAAUGAACAACUUACUGGACAAUAUUGCAAAGGCAACAAUAGAGGUAUUCCAGCAGUCUGCUGAUUUGAACAAUAAUUCUUCUAAUUCUGGCAUGGGCCUCUUCAACCCAAAUGGAAUUGGAAAUACUGAUACAAGUAGCACGAGGCAGAAUGGAAUAAAGACGUUUCUGAGUUCCUCUGAACGCAGGGGUGUGUGGCUGGUGGCCCCCCUAAUUGCCCGGCUGCCGACCUCUGUGCAAGGACGGGUACUAAAAGCUGCCGGAGAGGAGCUGGAGAAGGGACAGCACUUGGGCUCCUCUUCAAAAAAGGAAAGAGACAGACAAAAACAGAAAAGUAUGUCUCUUUUGAGUCAACAACCUUUCCUUUCACUGGUCCUUACCUGCCUUAAGGGACAAGAUGAACAACGGGAAGGCCUCUUAACAUCUCUUCAGAAUCAAGUUAAUCAGAUUUUGAGUAAUUGGAGAGAAGAACGAUACCAGGACGACAUAAAAGCACGGCAGAUGAUGCAUGAAGCAUUGCAACUUCGCCUAAAUUUGGUGGGCGGAAUGUUUGACACUGUGCAGAGGAGCACCCAAUGGACGACAGAUUGGGCCCUCCUCCUCCUCCAGAUCAUUACUUCUGGAACUGUUGACAUGCACACUAACAAUGAAUUAUUCACAACAGUUCUUGACAUGCUGGGUGUUUUAAUCAAUGGAACUUUAGCCUCAGACCUAUCAAAUGCAUCCCCAGGAGGAUCUGAAGAGAACAAACGUGCAUACAUGAAUUUAGUAAAGAAACUGAAAAAAGAGCUAGGAGACAAGAGAUCAGAAAGUAUUGACAAAGUUCGACAGUUGCUACCUUUGCCAAAACAGACAUGUGAUGUCAUCACUUGUGAACCUAUGGGUUCCUUGAUUGACACAAAGGGAAACAAAAUUGCUGGAUUCGACUCUAUAGAUAAAAAACAGGGUCUCCAGGUCUCUACAAAGCAGAAGGUGUCCCCCUGGGAUUUGUUUGAGGGUCAGAAGAACCCAGCGCCUCUCUCCUGGGCCUGGUUCGGGACUGUCCGAGUGGACCGAAAGGUGAUCAAGUACGAGGAACAGCAUCACCUGCUGCUGUAUCACACACACCCUAUGCCCAAGCCCCGAAGUUACUACCUCGAGCCGCUGCCCCUGCCUCCCGAGGAGGAAGAGGAAGAGCCCACAUCUCCUGUCUCUCAGGAGCCGGAGAGGAAAUCAGCUGAGCUGUCAGAUCAGGGAAAAACCACAACAGACGAGGAGAAGAAGACAAAGGGAAGGAAGCGCAAGACGAAAUCAAGCUCAAGAGUUGAUGAGUAUCCACAGAGCAACAUAUACCGAGUGCCUCCUAACUACUCACCCAUUUCCUCCCAGAUGUUGCACCAUCCACAGUCCACCUUGUGGGGCUACAACCUCAUGGGUCAGCCCCAGCAGCCGGGUUUUUUCCUUCAGAAUCAAUCUCUUACUCCAGGUGGCUCCAGACUGGACCCCACGGGCUCCUUCGUCCCCACCAACACCAAGCAAGCUCUGUCCAACAUGCUACAGCGGCGCUCGGGCGCCAUGAUGCAGCCGCCCCCGCUGCACGCCAUCACCUCGCAGCAGCAGUUGAUACAGAUGAAGCUUCUGCAGCAACAGCAGCAGCAACGGCUCCUCAGGCAAGCCCAGGCUCGACCUUUCCAACAGGACUUCUGUAACUCUGCUGUCUCCCUACUGGAAGACUUUGACAACAUAAUGGGCCCACCAGGGGACCAGGCUGCUCUCUUUGCUGCACAGGCUCGGCCCUCCCCUCAGCUGUCCCAGUACCCAGGGCUGCAGCAAGCACAGACCAUGCCCCAGGGCUAUACAAUGUAUGGAACGCAGAUGCCUUUGCCACAGACCCCACAGCAGCAGGCUGGCGGCGUGCUCCUGUCUCCCAACUACAACUCCAGAACCUAUCCGGCUGCACAUUCCAACCCGGCGCUGAUGGAAAGACUCCGACAGAUGCAGCAGCAGCCCAGUGGCUAUGUUCAGCAGCAGGCGUCGCCAUACCUACAGCCCUUGCCUGGCUCUCAGAGACUGAAUCAUCAGUCCCUUCAGCAGAGCCCUCUGGUAGGUGGGGGAAUCGAUGCGGUGCUGACUUCCACACAUCCAAGCCUUCCCUCGGUGCCCCUGCCUCAGGACCCAAUGCGACCCAGGCAGCCACAGGUUCGACAGCAGCAGAGGCUCCUCCAGAUGCAGCAACCCCCCCAGCCCCAGCAACCCCCCCAGCCCCAGAGUCAGACCCUUGGUCUUCAAGCGAUGCAGCCCCAGCAGCCUUUGUUCCCCAGGCAAGGCUUGCAACAGACCCAGCAGCAGCAGCAGACGGCGGCCCUGGUGCGGCAGCUCCAGAAGCAGCUUUCCAGUAACCAGCCACAGCAAGGAGUGACUCCCUAUGGGCAUCCAUCACACUUCUGAAUCUGGAAGAGGACAAGACAUAGAGUUUUAUGUUUGCACUGAAAUCAAAUUUAAUGCAUCAGUCAUCUCUGGAAAUGUCCCUUUGUUCUUUCCUUUCUUUGAAGUUUUCUUAUAUUUUGUGCUACAUUUCAUAUAGAGGAGGUAUUUAAAACAAAAAGGAGGAAGUGUGGUUUGGGGUUUUUUGGUUAAAUUCAACUUUAAAGUAGGUAUGAAAAUGUGGAUCAUGUGGGCCUACUCCAGGAAGAGCGUGGUAGCAGAUCAUUUGAAAUUGGUGCUUUUUUUUGAAUCUCAUAGAAAGAAUGAAUUAUGGUGGAUUUAAAAUAUGUAUGUAUUCAUUAAUGAUGAAGUUUGUUGUUUUCUUCUUCCCCCCAAACUGUGCUGGACCAAACUACUGAUUUGAAAGGCGUGUCAGAUCUUAACAGGAGAGUGACCCCUUUAUUCUGCUUUCACCUUUGGUGGUGAAAAGGACAUCUAUUUGCAUUGCUCUGAUUUGAAAUGUUUGUAAUUUCAUAAGCACUUUAUAAACUGUGUUCUUAUUUAUGUAGGAUUUUUCUUUGCUUUUGUUGUGGUCAAAAGGUGCUGAAACAGAUUGUUGCUUAGUACUUAAACUUCUUAGACCAAGAACUUCAACCCAGGCUUCCAUGAGAGCCACCCUCAGAUAUGUGGAAGCCUCUUAGAAGUAGCUGUACUCGGAUUUGUUUUCAGUGGCGGGAGCAUUGGCCAGAGUCUUUGUAAAGGUACAACAUGUCAAUUCUAAAGGCUUGAACGAACCACAGUGGGAUUGUUCCAACUCUUUAUUGCUAGAGUUGGCAAAAAUGACUCUUGGUUCUCCUGAACCUUAUGCCAACUUGAGAAAAAACAAUCCUGCUGCUGGCCUGAGAUUCCAAGUGCUCAAAUUUGAUGUGGUUUCCAGAGAAUCUGGCCCCCAAGUCCAGAAGGCUCUGGUUUUCAUAAAGAUGUAUUUGCUGUUUAUUUUGUAUGGUAAGUAUUUGCUAUUUUGAAUUUAAUUAUUAAUGUUGGUGUCUUGGUUGUGUAUUGCAUAUACUGUAUUUAUAAAUUGGUGCAAAAAGCACAAGUAAAUUAUACAUCAAAUUUAUUAUAAAGAAAUAGUAACUAUUUUAACUUUGUUGAAGUAUGUGGUAAUUUGCUCCUAUUAGAGUAAAAAAAUACAGUAAAUUAUUAUCAGUUUGUGUAACUUAAGAGUAUUCCAUAUAAUAUUUUUUUAGAUUUAGAUGCAUAAAAUUUUGAAUGUGAAAAUUGCAGGGCAUUUUAAAACAUGUGGGGGAUAUUUUCCCAUGUUUUGUGUUAAUUCAUUUCCUUUUGCCAUAUGAUUUUACAUGUAAUGUAGUUGAGCAUACUGUGAAUAGAUUUGUCUAUAAUGAGCAAACCAUGUAGAACUACUUUUUUAAAAUGUAGCUAGUACGACUUUAGAUUAUUUCUUUUGCAAAUCAUUAUAUAAAUAAUUUAUAUCUUCCUAGGUGAGUUACUUAUUGCAAAGUUUGACUCAUGCAAACGACCUCAAAUACAUGUCCGCUUACUUUU